Messenger RNA from Fomitopsis serialis, 2357 nucleotides. RefSeq lists its product as uncharacterized. The record is from RefSeq and is a predicted model, not a curated record. The transcript has 14 exons. Lineage: Eukaryota; Fungi; Basidiomycota; Agaricomycetes; Polyporales; Fomitopsidaceae. The coding region runs from base 208 to 2103 and encodes 631 amino acids.
GUCCUCCGUUCGAGUGUCCGCCCUCUCAGCCUCCUCGUCGCACUCCUCCUCGUCCCCCCUCCUCCCGUGCGCCAUCACCGCGACCAACACGCCGCGCUCAUCGUCGCGUACGACGCCCGCAAGCCCACACACACGCAAGGUCUAUCGAAGUACACACGCGCGCGCCGCCUCGGACGCCCGCACACGCCGCCCUGGCGGGGCUAAGUAAUGAGCAACGCAUCGCCCACCGCGUACCUCCUGUGGACCAUCCUCUCCGUCCUCUUCCUCGGAUUUCUGAUAUACCACCUCUGGAGCUACGACCGCUUUCAGUGUCUCCGUUGGUCGGCCGGCCGCCAGCCCGGUGCGUUCAAGCGUGUCAUGACCUAUUCAUAUCUAGCGAGUGUGCCGCUGUUCACGGUAUACAGCAUCGCAUAUACCGUGCUGAAAUACCGCGAAGUCUUCCCCCGACCCAUCGAGAUGUACAGCGAUCGCUCGCGGGCGUGGGUCCUCCCGCUGAACUUCGUAUUCAGCUUCGCCUGGGCGCUCGAGCUCGUAACCCACCUCGAAGAGCUCGCGUUUUGGCUGUACCUCCUCCAUCAGAGGCCGGAGAAGGGCGAGUGGUUCGAGAGCUGGGAGUACAGGUUCUGGUACUGGGGGAGCAUCGUGUCCAUCAUAGGGAUGCCGCUGACGUGCAUGAUUGCACGUAGGCACCUGGAUACGCUCGACGCGUACAUCUUCCUGAGCGGCUCGUGCGGCUCGCUGAGCACGACGGUCGCGUUCCUGUAUGUGCUCUGGCGCUUCCCGCGAUUCAUACGGCACGUGAAGUCGGAGGGCGCGGACCCGACGGUCGUCGUCCGAUUGGCGACGUUCUACCAGCUGAACCUCGCACGGGUGGUGUUUAGGUUCUUGUUUACGGUGCCGCUGCUGAUGCUUGCCCUGGACGCGAUCGUUGGGUCGAGCCACCCGCUGAAUUCGCAUCUGUACGUGAUCAUUGCAUCUCUGAGGAAGUUAAUGUCGGGUGUAGAUUUCUUGGUUAUGAUUGGCGGGGUCGGCUGUUUCGUGUCGUCUGCGAUUACGCUCCUGGUGCAUUUCUUCCCGCGGUCCAUCCUGCGCGAGGCGGGCUACAAGCCCAAGCCGACAUCCACAGUCCACCACUCACCCAAGCAUACAGCACCCCCAUCCUCACGCACGCACCAUCCCCACUCCGCACCCGUCUUCUCGCCCUCGGGCCACCACCAUUUCACGGGCGCUCUGUCCCACCCGCAGCUCCACCACAUCGCGAGCCUCGAUCAGCUGCCGAGGGCGCCGUCCACCCACGGGCAUUCACAGCACCAAUUCUCCGCGGUGGGCGGGGGGGACGGGGUCUGUGCCGGGCCCGAGCACCUGGAGGGUGAGGUGGUGAGCACGGCGGUGAGUCCACACGAGAGCAUGGUGGACGUCGCGGUGGGCGGGGGAGAGACGAUCGAGGAGGCGGACGAGGGUGAGGAGGCAGAGGAGGGGGCGGAGGAGGAAGGAGAAGGCGGCGAUGCGCCUCCAUACUCGCACAUGCGCACACAAAAUUCUCAUUACCACCCGCGCCAUGACCACCCGCGGGACCACCACCCACAUCCCCGCCCCCAUUCCUUUCCGUACCCUCGGAGUCCACAUUCGUUCGCGCAGUCGCCACCGUCUUCCCCGCCCUCACGACCGCAUUCGCAGAUCCUACUGCCGACGUCUGUGGGCCCGGGGUCCCCACAGGAAACACCAGCGCAGAACGCCGUGAACAACCUAUACCAGCGCCACCCUUUCCCACACACCCUCUCAUCACCGCAGAUUCCACAAAACGCGCAGCCACCACCUGGCUCGCCACCGGCGGGCGUCGGCGUCGCACGGCGCGCGAGCUCGUAUGUGUCGAAGAAGCCGCCCCUGAGAGAGGGCGAUAACGAGAUGCAGCGCGUGAGGGAGAGCGGAAGCGAGCGGGGGCAGGCGCGCGAGGGGUGGGGUGCGCCUCGGGAGGGGUACAGGAGAGGCGCACCGAGGCUGCACCCGUAUGUGAUGACGUUCACGAGUCCAAUCGAUUUGGUGGACUUGUCGACACCCGAGGAGCUCCCGGGCGAAAUGCCUUCCGGACGAAGAUCACCGUGACCUUCCAGAAUCCUUUCGUCGACCUUCAAAUCCAUGCAGUCGCGCUGCAUCAUCCUCAUCAUCGCAUAUCCUGGAUACCCUCACCUGCCUCUUGCUUUGCUCCACGCUGUCGUCGUCAUCGCUCAUUCGUUGUAAGUCAACUACAUAUGGCACCAUCAGUCUUGCAUGCAUGGAUUACAGAGUCGGAGCGGGUAGGUCUGCGUCACAGGAUUGGCCAUCCGGGUUCAGCGCUCGGUGGUCGUACAUCGAGAGGU